Messenger RNA from Spirodela intermedia, 5334 nucleotides. NCBI's taxonomy places the organism in Eukaryota, Viridiplantae, Streptophyta, Magnoliopsida, Alismatales, Araceae. The record is from the annotation of a GenBank genome assembly.
AUGGCGCCCGUGCUGAGCAGGAGCUUGGGCACUCCCUCCACGGCGGCCCUCCUCUUCUCUUCUUCCUCCUCCCCGUUGGCGACGAGCAGCAGUAGAGCGUCUUCCCUGGGUUUCGGAGGCUCUCUUUCCUCACGGUCUCUGGGCAGGAAGAGCUUCUCCGCCCGUCUGCGAUGGAAUAAGGAGAAGAGGGAGAGCCGGGGGGUUGUCCGGUGCGAUGCAGCGGUGGCCGAGAAGGAUGCCACCGAAGAUGCUCCCGGUGAGAAGUACGAGUACCAGGCUGAGGUGAGGAACUGUUAUGCUCUUCAUCCACCAUGGCCUCUCCUCGCGUCGGAUAUAGUGAACCCCCCCCCGAUUUCGAGGAAAAAUCGCCUAUUGUGUAUCAUGUUCUUCCGAGCCGCAUCAAGGUUUAUUUGGCUACCAGUGCCGAUAUUCCUUCGUAUCUAUCAGGGGAAGUCAAACUCGGCUGCGGAACGAUUUGACAUGAUAUCGCUGUUCUUUUUUCUGGCUCGCUGACAAAAAAAAUUGUGGUUCUUCCUUUCGAUUCUCAAUUGACUCCUUAUUUCAUCACCAUACUAGAGUGAUUUUCAAACGAGUAGUCCAUAUUCUCGUGAUAUAUAUUCUUCUUCUUCUUUCGCGUGUAAGUGUUGUUGAUGUCGUUAUCAACGUUAUUAUGCUGCAUGCCUAUCUUUCUGAGAUUGGUGUCAUUCUUCCUUAUUGGUUCCGCCAGUAAGCUCGAGAUGAUUUGGAUGUCUUGUGAUGUUUUCUUAAGACUCUUUGAACAGGAAUGUCGAAUUAACUUGUUAUUUUCACGCUUAAAAUUUCUUCAUGUUGAUUCAAUUGGGAAUCUGCCGGGUUAGAAGUGUUGAAUUAUUGAAUAUUGAUAACUCUGACUUUGUUCCUGUAAGUAAGCGUCUCAGCUGAAUGCCUGUUCCCCUUAAACUUGUUCUUUCUAUCUUUUUCAGGUUAGCCGCCUGAUGGACUUGAUUGUUCACAGUUUGUACAGCCACAAGGAGGUUUUUCUGCGUGAACUUGUGAGGUUAGUUCUAUCAUCUCCCUUCCCCCCUAUCCCCACAUACGUCUGACCCACAUUUUUUUUUCCUCUUGAUGUAAUGCUCUUGAACAUGGUAGUAAGCAUAUUUCUCAUGUUCCUAGUUUGAAACUUGAUGGUUUAUCUUCUUCUCAUCUUUAAUCAGAUGAACCAGUAGUUUUAUACCUUAAACUCUCUCAUUUUUAGCUUUCCUGAGUCCGGCUGAUUGAUGUCUUCUUCAGCUUCUACUAUAUGUACUGAUAUCCGAUCGAUGCUGUUUCAGUAAUGCGAGCGAUGCCCUGGACAAAUUAAGAUUUCUAAGCGUUACAGAUUCUUCCCUUCUUGGUGAUUCGGGCGAACUGGAGAUCCGCAUCAAGCCCGACUCAGAGAAUGGAACCAUUACCAUCUCGUGAGAUCCCGUUAUCCCCCUACAUCCUAUACUUCCUUCUUUACGAUUCAUGGGGCCUCUAAAAUGACUUCUUGGACUUGCAGUGACACUGGAAUUGGGAUGACGAAGGAAGAACUGAUCGACUGUCUUGGAACUAUCGCCCAGAGUGGAACAUCUAAAUUCCUGAAGGCUCUGAAGGUGUUUCCUUUGCUCUUCUUCGCAUCUAUGCACUUUCUGAAGAUUCAAAAACUAAUCUUGAUAUGACCUCUUGACAGGAAAAUAAGGAUGUUGGAGCUGACAAUGGUUUGAUCGGUCAGUUUGGUGUCGGAUUCUAUUCAGCUUUUCUUGUUGCAGACAGGGUAUGCCAGACAUUACAGAUUAGGAAAAUUUUGCGUUUAUUUCUUCCUAUGGUUUCGUACCUUGACAAUUGUAAAGAAUUACUGAAGCGAUUUUUAUUUUUUUUUGGAUUUCUGUUGAAACGGCCAUGGAUUCUGAUUUCAGAAAGUUUUUUUUUUUAAAAGUGUGAUCAUCAUUUCUUUUCGAUUAUUCCAUUUUUAUUCAUUUUAUGGCAAAAUGUCUUUAGGUGGUUGUGUCAACAAAGAGUCCAAAAUCCGAUAAGCAGUAUGUCUGGGAAGCUGUGGCCGACAGCAGUGCAUAUGUUAUAAGGGAAGAGACUGAUCCCGAGAAGCUUCUUCGUCGAGGGACCCAAAUAACUCUUUACUUGAGGGUAUGUAAGUUGUAUUCAUUUAUUUGUUAUUUUCCUUCUGUGAGCUAUGUACUUGUAAUUUAUUGAUGGGUCUCUUCAUAUUCUACUGUCCUCCAGUCAGAUGACAAGUUUGAGUUCGCGGAGCCAACAAGAAUUCAGGGGUUGGUGAAGAACUACUCACAGUUUGUUUCCUUCCCCAUUUACACUUGGCAGGAGAAAUCAAGAACCGUGGAGGUAGUGAUAAAAGAUUUCCCAGUAGUUGAUCUUAUAUAUUAAUUUUAUCAGUAUUUUCGUACUUUUUACUCCUCUCUCUCUCUCUCUCUCUCUCUCUCUCUCUCCCCUUCCUCCCUAAUCUCCGAUGUUAUGGCUUGUAGGUAGAAGAGGAAGAGAAGGCAGAUGAAGGUGAAGAAGCAAAGGCUGAGGUGAUGCCCUUGAUAGUCUAGUAAUCCUCAUUUGGAUUUCCUGGGACUCUGUGCUCGAGUCAACUUGCCUGACACCUGCAUGUGUCCACAGGGGGAAACGAAAAAGAAAACCAAGUCGGUCACUGAAAAAUAUUGGGACUGGGAGUUGGCCAAUGAGACGAAGCCUAUCUGGGUAAGAUUUAGAUAAUAGAUUCAGAUUACUGUAAAUAUUGCAUUCCUGUAUCGAUUUCUUCUAAGCUUAUUGUGGCAUAUGUGUCUACUUAGGUUUAUGGCUGUAUUUAUAUGGAUGGCAUAAUAUCUACUAAUCUUCUAUUACUUAGUUUUUCUAUGUAUAGGGUUCUUUGACCAUCUCACUGGUGCCCUGCUGGUUUUUUUUUUGUCCCUUUCAUUUAAAGCUUAUCCUUCCCAACUCCGUUAGAUUUUUACUUUAUAUAGUCAUCCAUCACCAGAUGCGGAGCGCAAAGGAGGUGUCAAAGGAGGAAUACAAUGAAUUCUACAAGAAGACAUUCAAUGAAUUCUUGGACCCCCUCGGAUACACUCACUUCAACACAGAGGUGUGCUUUGUGGAUGGCUUUGAGGUUUUGUCUCAUGUAUGCCCGUUUUUCGUAUAAGCAGUGAUAUUUUUUUUUUUCUUUUUUUUAACAGGGUGAAGUGGAAUUCAGAAGCGUCCUAUAUAUACCUGGGAUGGCUCCCCUCAACAACGAGGACGUGGUCAACCCCAAGACGAAGAACAUUCGCCUGUAUGUGAAGCGUGUCUUCAUCUCAGAUGACUUUGAUGGCGAGCUGGUGCGCAAACCCACAGUCUCUACCAUGAAGAGAGAGAAAGAAAUAUUCCGUUAUCAUUGAGAAAAGUUAAAGCAAUUGUCUUCCCUGUGCAGUUCCCUCGGUACUUGAGCUUUGUGAAGGGUGUCGUCGAUUCCAAUGAUCUGCCUCUCAAUGUUUCCCGUGAGAUUCUUCAAGAAAGUCGAAUAGUAAGUCUGAUGAUUGCCUGGUGAGCAAAUUCCUGCUAGAUCUGAGCCUCUUGAUGACAGUUUUACCUCUAAAUUCUCCAGGUGAGGAUCAUGAGGAAGAGGCUCGUUAGGAAAACCUUCGACAUGAUUCAGGAGAUAUCAGAGGGCGAGAACAAGGAGGUAGUUUCAUUCUGUGUCAAUAUUAUAUUUUCUUUUUUAUAAAAAUAAUUGUGGCCGAUUUACAUCGAUGCCCUGUAGGAUUACAAGAAAUUCUGGGAGAACUUUGGGAAGCUUCUGAAGCUGGGCUGCAUUGAGGACUCGGGUAAUCACAAGCGCCUCGCGCCACUGUUGAGGUUCCAUUCUUCCAAGAACGAGGACGAUUUGAUAAGCUUGGACGAGUAUGUGGAGAACAUGGGAGAGAACCAGAAGGCCAUCUACUACCUGGCCACAGACAGCCUAAAGAGCGCCAAGACAGCUCCUUUCCUGGAGAAAUUAGUCCAGAAGGACAUCGAAGUAUGCACUGUUCACUGUACAAGGUUCGAUUCUUUGUAACUUUCUCUCGUGCUCACAUGGUCUGUGUCUUCUUAUUGCUUCCCCCAGGUCCUCUACCUGGUCGAGCCUAUCGAUGAGGUCGCAAUCCAGAACCUGCAGACCUACAAAGAGAAGAAAUUUGUUGAUAUCAGUAAAGAAGACCUUGAAUUGGGUGAGUCUCCCUGCUCUGGAUCCCCUCUCUCUCUGUGUAUAUCUAUCUUUCUCUCUCUCUCUCUCUCUCUCCCCCCCCCCCCCUUCCACACUUAUAGUGAUCUGAGAUCCCAAACCAGGUGAUGAGGAUGAGGUGAAGGACAGAGAGAACAAGCAGGAGUACACUCUUCUGUGCGACUGGUUGAAGCAGCAGCUUGGUGACAAGGUAGCCAAAGUCCAAGUCUCAAAGAGGCUCAGCUCUUCGCCCUGUGUGCUUGUCUCUGGGAAGUUUGGUUGGUCUGCCAACAUGGAAAGGUAGCGUGACCCGUCGCGAUCACUCCCUCAAACUGCUUGCCCGGCCAGAUUGAUCUUGCUGAAGGGGUUUGGUUUCUUGUAGGCUGAUGAAGGCACAGACUCUUGGAGACACAUCCAGCUUGGAGUUCAUGAGAGGCCGUCGAAUCCUGGAGAUCAACCCCGAUCACCCGAUCAUCAAGGACCUGAAUGUGAGAUCUUUAAUCCAUCCGGGUGUUUCCAAAGCAGUUUCCUUUGUAGUCGAUAGGGAUGUGAAUUGGCCUGGUUUCCUAUCUGGGUUGCCCUGUACUCUGGCUAAGUCUUCCUCCACCUGUCCAAAAUUGCAAUCUAGCUAGCCAGCUACCUGCUGGAUGGUCUUUAUUCUUCCUGUUUUCUGGGCUUUCUGACUUUGCCAGCUCGUCUCCCUGCUGCAAAGCUUGCUCAUUUACCUUUGAAGAGGACGACACUAAUAUCAGAUUUUUUUUCUUCUUCUCGUGUAUAGGCUGCAUGCAAGAACGACCCCAACAGCAGUGAAGCAACGAGAGCCGUCGACUUGCUAUAUGACACUGCCCUGAUCUCCAGUGGCUUCACUGUAAGUCUCCUUUCUCCUCUCGUUCCCAUACUCUGGCCAUCUCCCGCUUACCCUUUCGGGAAAAUGCGUGGUGCAGCCUGACAGCCCUGCGGAGCUGGGCAACAAGAUAUAUCAGAUGAUGGCGAUCGCCCUCGGAGGCAGAUGGGGGAGGCCGGAAGACGAAGAGGAAGAUGCUUCACCGGCGGAAGCCGAGGAAGGCGAUGCGAGCUCAGCGGCCGGGGCCGAGGUGGUGGAGCCCUCGGAGGUGAGGACGGAGACCGACCCAUGGAAGGAUUAG